Molecule: messenger RNA, 8144 nt
Organism: Boleophthalmus pectinirostris (great blue-spotted mudskipper)
Lineage: Eukaryota; Metazoa; Chordata; Actinopteri; Gobiiformes; Gobiidae
Gene: atr
Product: ATR serine/threonine kinase
Biological process (GO): DNA damage checkpoint signaling; telomere maintenance; protein phosphorylation
Cellular component (GO): nucleus
Molecular function (GO): protein binding; protein serine/threonine kinase activity
Source: RefSeq, a predicted model, not a curated record
UCAUUUUGGAGCGAAAGUUUUGACAGCAUGGGCGAGAUGAGCUCCUGUAUCAACAUGAAAACAAUCACAAUUCCUUUUCAAAUUAUGUAGAAAAAAUAAACUGUUUAAUAUUGGAACAGCCUUUUGGUCAACGAUGGAGGGUUUGGAGAUGUCAGCGAUGAUUCCUGCGCUCCAGGAACUAGCAAGUGCCAGUGCAGCGGAAUACGAGCAGGUUGUGCAGAAGCCUCGUCAAAUCCUCUGUCAGUUCAUUGACAGGAUCCUGACUGAUGUGGAUGUUGUUGCGCUGGGACUAAGUAAAAAGUCCAGUUCGGAGCCAGCCUGUGUCAUGCUGCUUCACUUUGUUCAACACAUUAUCAAAUCCUCAUCUCUCAUGUUUGCCAAUCCUGCCUGUCAACCCGCAGACUACCCUGAAGUCACUCAGAGCUGCACUGACUUCAGUAAAUGGGUGCUGGUGCGAAUGCUUCGCGUGGCUGCAUCUCCAGACUGUGAGGUCAUCCAUGACAGGAUCUGUGACGUCAUGAGUCUUUUAUUACACACUUUACGAGUCCGGGCUCCUCUGAUUUACAGCCGUCUCACCAAAGAACUAAUUUCCCUUCUGCAAAACCUCACCAACAUCAUCCAUGACCAUCUCCUAACUCUGGCUGGACAGGGGCACCUUCUGAGAGUCCAGUCUUCCUGCCAGUGGCCAGUUACUAUAAAUUGCUUAAAUAUUUAUAGUGCUUCUUCUUACCUCACGUCUUCCCCUCUUGUCCUGUCAAAUCCGUCAUCUUUGGAAUCACUCACAGUAGUCACAAUUAAAAUCAUAACAGAUUCAUUAAGAGGUGUAGUUUCACCACGUGACCUAAGUAUUGCAUGGGAAUCUGCUUGCUCUUUGUUAUCCAAUGGGACGAUCCGACUGAAGAAGCCUGCUAUGGUGAUGCUAAGAGAGCUGGUUGAGAUUGGAGAUUUUCCUGAGUUACAAAGUCAUACUUUCUUCAUGCCGUUUUUGGAUUUGUUAGAAGUGCACACGGAUCUGGUCUCAUCUGAUAUGGAAAUAGACGAGCCUUAUGAUGGAGAGCUGCUGAAAUUGACUCGGUGUGUUUUUCAGUCGCCAAGUGUUGCAGACUUUGAGCCCAUUUAUCUUUCACAGUUGUUUGAGUCUGUUUGUGCCAUUGGAGCCACAAAGGAGAAAUUAGGGACAGAAGUACAACAAACAAUCUGUUAUAUUUUUAAUUUCUUGUUGUCUGAUGCUUUGGUUUAUGAAAAUGCUGCAACUCUGAGGAGGCAAAGGGUCACUGAAGUUUGCAAGGCAUUGGCACAAACGGUUGGAAGCAGAAAUCAAGCUCAGUGUGCAGAGGGUUUCCUCAAAGCUGCCCUCAAAGCUGAGACAGCUGCUGUGAUGCAGGAAUCAAAAGAAGAGGAGCCACCUGCUAAAAGAUCAAAAUCAACCAAAUCUGUAGAGGCAAAAACUGAGAUGGACAUGCGGGUUCACAGUGAAGUUUGGGCUGCAAUCAAUGGUCGUUUGGAGGAGCUGUUAAACUUUGUGAACUCAAAAUCUCCCGGAGCUGAAAACCCAGAAAUCCUCUCUGCUGUUCAGGGCCUGGCUCUCAUCCUCCAUUUAGCUACUCUUUGUUCCUCACCUAUGAGCUCUGUAUCUCUGCUCCUCUGGCUCUCCACUGAAACUCUUGGCAGAGCUCUGAACACUUGUAAGUCAGUUUUGGAGGGAGGUGGAAAACCUGUGGAAAACAAAAGCUACCAUCAGUCUGUGCUUCAGUCCACUAUUGGUAUCCUGGACUCUAUCAUCUUUCUAACAAUGAACAGCCACAGUGAAGAUGGGCUCCAGCGCAGAGUCUGUGCCCUCUUGUCUCUGCCCUGGGUGAUCGAGCUCAAGUCUGUCUCAGCCUUCAGAACUUCAGCUUUCCCCUCCUGGGUCUCUGGAUUAGCACAAAGACUAACCUUUUGUUACACCCCUGAAGUUCAGAUUGACUGCCUUUCUCUGCUGGCCCUUCUCCGUCAGGGCGUGUGUGACCAGUGGAGGGCACUGGUGUUUUCAAACUCUCUGAAAAGUCCAGAGGAUUCAGUGAGAGCUGCAGCUGUCAGGGCUUUUCCAUUGUUACUACAUCACCUGGGAAGAACUCAUUACAGUCUCAUCAAUUCUACUCUACUUCUUCGGUUGGAGGACAGUUCAGUUCAAGUGAAGCAGGAGCUCUCCAGGAUUGUUGGUCAUUUGAGCUGUAUUCAGUCUGAAAUGUCUGAACUGAGCGACACACAUAUGGUGUCUUUCUGUCCUUCUCUCUCUUGCCAUCGACUCUGCCUCUCGACCAAACAUAAAGAAAACACCACAGCUCUUCUGAAGGCCUCUUUUGUCCUACCUUUUCUUCCUGUCCUCAAUCAACAAGCUCCAAGCAGCAUCAAACUAGCCUUUCUGGAAGCUCUCCCUCACCUGUGUCAGCAUGUGAGCCUGUCCAGUGGAGACAGCGACUCGAGGGCAAUAUCGUGCGCUCUGAUUGGUCUGAUUGAAGACUCCGACACUACGGUCAGAGCAGGUUUCGGCCAGUCAGUGCGCUUCCUGCUGACGGAGAAUGGACAAGCCUCUGAGCAGAACUCUCUUAGUGAUCUUUUAGUGGCUCGACUAAAGGAAGGUUUCAACAACGCCAAGUUAAAACGAGACGACGAUCUGCGCAACACUCUCAUCCUCACAACUGGAGAAAUUGGACGAGCAUCCCAGGGCAGUUUGGUGUCAUUCUCUCUGCUGCGUUUGCUUCACUGUCUCUUGUCUAAGUCCUCUCCUGUGUCUGUGGCGGCGUACACUCAGAUUAGAGCUCUGGCCUCUGCAAAAGGACUCAAGCUACAAACACUGUUCAGUCAAUUCAAGAACCCCAUCUGCCAGUUCCUGGUUGAGUCUCUACACUCGCGUCAUGCCUCGGCGUUACGAAGCACUCCAGAUCAAAGCAGUGAAUCGGCCAAUCAGAGAGAGCUUGCUCUGGACAUCCUUGCUCAGAUCGCCCACGCCUUUGACUUCCCCGACCUCCACCGCUUCCUCACUCGAACACUUCAGGUCCUGCUUCCUUACCUGGCAGCCAAGGCGAGUUCCACAGGCUCCGCCCUCAUUCGGACUUUAGCCAAUGAGCUGAAGGCAAACAGGAGAGAGAUCCUCAUCAAUAACUUCAAAUACAUCUUCAGUCAUUUGGUUUGUUCGUGCACCAAAGAGGAGCUAGAGAGAGCCUUUCACUAUCUACAGAGUGAAACUGAGAUUGAAUUGGGAUCUCUCCUGCGGCAAGACUUCCAAGGACUUCAUAAUGAACUUUUGCUUCGUCUGGGAGAGCAUUAUCAACAGGUCUUUAAUGGUUUGGCAAUCCUGGCAUCAUUUGCAUCUAAUGACGACCCAUAUCGAGGUCCUCGUGACAUCACAACCCCAGAGAGAAUGGCUGAUUAUUUACAACCAAAACUGUUGGGGAUUCUUGCCUUCUUCAACAUGCAGCUGCUCAGCUCCAGUGCAGGAGAGAAGGAUCGCAAAAAGAUGGCUCUAACCAGUGUGAUGGCUCUGAUGAAGCUGAUGGGCUCCAAGCACAUCAGCUCAGUCCGAGUCAAAAUGAUGACCACACUGAGGACUGGACUGCGCUACAGAGAGGACUUUCCCCUGCUCUGCUGCCAAACGUGGGACUGUUUUGUGAGAAGUGUGGAGCCCACUCACCUUGGCCCCCUCCUCAGUCAUGUCAUAGUAGCUCUCCUGCCUCUUAUACCCAUCCAACCUAAAGAAACUGCUGCUAUCAUACGGUUCCUCAUAAUCGAAAACAGAGAGGAGGUCAAUGACUACUUGCAUGAGAUUUACUUCUUACCUGAUCACCCCGAGCUCAAAGAAAUCCACACUGUUCUGCAGAACUACAAAAAGCUGACAGCGAGUCGGAGUGACCUGGCGGAGGCGCUUCAGCUCUCCAUGAGGGCUGUUCAACACGAGAAUGUCGAUGUGAGGAUCCACGCUUUGACCAGCCUCAAGGACAUGAUGCACAGCAAACAGGAGUGGCUGCUGCGUCAUGUCUGUGCUAGUGAAGCGGUGGAGCCGGUUAUCUCCAGCCUGGUGGCGGUGCUGCUGAAGGGCUGUCAGGACCCUUCCCCAGAGGCCAGGCUCCUUUGCGGGGAGUGUCUGGGAGAGCUAGGGGCUGUAGACCCUGGAAGACUAGACCUGUCCCAAAACCACAACAAUGGAGACCACAACAGCUUUGUGAGUGGAGUGGAUGACCCUAACUUUGCCUAUGGCCUUCUCACUGAACUAAUACGGACAUUUUUGGCUUAUGCUGAUAAUGUGAGAGCUCAGGACUCUGCUGCUUAUGCCAUACAGGAGCUCCUGUCUAUCUUUGAGUGUCAUGAAGGGCGCACAGACACUCCAGGGCGACGGUUAUGGAGGAGGUUUCCAGAACAAAUGCAGGAAAUACUUGAACCUCAUCUCAGCAGCAGGUACAAGAGCAGUCAGAAGGAGGUGAACUGGUCUAAACUCCAAAAGCCCAUUUACUUGAGCAACAGGGGCAGUAAAUUUUCAGACUGGGCGGCUACCUGGGCUGGAUAUCUCAUCAGCAAGGUGAGACACGAGUUGGCUGGAAAGGUGUUCAGCUGCUGUAGUUUCAUCGUUAAACAUGAUUACAAAGUCACCAUUUACCUGCUGCCUCACAUCCUGCUCUACAUGCUGCUCAACUGCACCCCUGAGGAACAACAGGAGGUGACAGAGGAGAUGCUGGCAGUGCUGAUGGAGGGAGAUGGUCAUGGAGAAGGUCUGAUUCAGGAGAAUGCCUCUAGUUUGUCUCAGCUCAGCACACAGACUGUGUUCAGCAUGUGGUCCCACCUCACACAGUGGAGCCGCCAUGUGCUCUCCUCCAAGUCCAAACAAAAUGAGAGUGGAGACUACCAGCGUGUGGUGGCAUUCCUGAAGGGAAUCCCUCAGGAUGUUUUGGCCAAAGCGUCUCUCCGGUCUAAAGCCUACACUCGUGCCGUCAUGCAUUUUGAGGCCUACAUCCUCGAAAACAAGGAGAACGUGCAAGACCACCUCACCUUUCUGCAGACUUUGUAUGCUGCGAUGCAUGAACCUGAUGGAGUGAGAGGAGUGAAUGCUUUGAGAAGAGAGGAACCUUCUUUACGAGAGCAGAUCCUGGAGCACGAGAGCAUUGGACUGCUGCGAGACGCUACGGCGUGCUAUGAUCGUGCAAUACAACUUGAAUCUGAUCAGAUUGGUCACUACCAUGGCGUGAUGACAUCCAUGCUUGGCCUUGGGCAGCUGUCAACUGUUAUUACUCAAGUUAAUGGUGUACUGGCAAAUAGACCUCAAUGGAAGUCAGACCUGAACACGUACAGAGUGGAGGCUGCUUGGAAGCUUGGAAAAUGGGAUCUACUUGAAGACUACCUAGAAUCAGAUUGUCCGUCCAGUACAUUUGGAGUGCGCCUGGGACAGUUGUUGUUGGCUGUAAAUAAACAGGACAGCAAAACAUUUUAUGAGAAACUGAAGCUGGUGAGAAAGGAGCAGGUCGUGCCUCUAUCUGCAGCGAGCUAUGAGUGUGGCACCUACCAGAGAGGAUACGAGUACAUUAUCAGGCUGCAUAUGCUCAAUGAGUUGGAGCACACCUUCACUGAUCUGCAGAAACAGAAGUCUUCUCCUAAAACCCCUCAGCUCCCUCUGCACUGGGCUGAGAGGCUGGAGAUGACCCAGAACUCAUUCAGAGCCAAAGAACCCAUCUUGGCUCUACGGCGGGCCCUGCUCAGUCUGAGAUCAGAAUCUGCCUCUAAGGAGCUGAUCGGAGAGUGUUGGUUACAAAGUGCUCGAGUGGCCAGAAAAGGAGGACAGCACCAGGCAGCGUUUAAUGCUCUUCUGAAUGCAGAGAACACUCACCUCGCUGAGCUCGUCACUGAGAAAGCAAAGUGGCUUGGCUCCAAGGGCGAUGUACAUCAAGCCUUAAUAGUUCUACAGAAAGGUGUCGAGCAGUGUUUUCCAGAGAACCAGGUCCUUACAGACCCACGCAGUUUACAGACCAAAGGGAAGGCCAUGCUGCUGGUAGGACACUUUAUGGAGGAGACCGCCAACUUUGAAUCCAAUGCCAUCAUGAAAGUUUACAAGGAUGUGACCAAUCUUCUGCCUGAAUGGGAAGAUGGCAACUUUUACCUGGCCAAAUACUAUGACAAAGUGAUGCCAAUGGUGACUGACAACAAGAUGGAGAAACAGGGCAACCUCAUCAGAUAUAUUGUAACGUACUGUGGGAAAGCAUUACAGUACGGAAACCAGUACAUUUACCAAGCAAUGCCUCGAAUGUUGUCUCUGUGGCUUGAUUUUGGAGCCAAAGUUUGUGAGUGUGAAAAAGCUGGGCGCGCAGACAGGCAGAUGCGUCAGGAGAUGUCUAAAAUAAACUCUGUGAUGAAUGAGAUCUGUGUGAACUUGGCCCCGUACCAGUUCCUCUCCGCCUUUUCUCAGCUCAUCUCCAGGGUCUGUCACUCCAGCGACGAAGUCUUCGAUGUUCUCAUGGCGAUUGUUGCUAAGGUCUUCCUCGCAUACCCUCAACAGGCCAUGUGGUUGAUGACUGCUGUGUCCAAGUCUUCAUACCCAAUGCGUAUGAAUCGCUGUAACCAGAUCCUGAAAAAGGCCGUCUGUCUCAAACAGUCCUUGGACAAGUUUAUUGGAGACGCAAACAGACUGACAGAUAAACUGCUGGAGCUUUGCAACAAACCAGUGGAUGGUAACAGCACCACCCUGAGUAUAAGCGUUCACUUUAAGCAGCUGAAGCGACUGGUGGAGGAGCCGACGUUCAGCCAGAUCCUCAUCCCUCUGCAGUCUGUGCUCAUUCCUACACUGCCCUCUACUAGCGGGGCAAACCCUAAUCAUGACCCCUUCCCUGGACACUGGGCAUACCUGAAUGGAUUUGAGGACUCAGUGGAGAUCUUGGCGUCUUUACAGAAGCCUAAGAAGAUCAGUUUGAGAGGUUCUGAUGGGAGGAGCUAUACUAUGAUGUGUAAACCCAAAGAUGACCUCAGGAAAGACUGUCGACUUAUGGAGUUCAACUGUCUCAUCAACAAGUGCCUUCGUAAAGAUGCUGAGUCCAGGCGGAGGGAGCUCCAUAUUCGGACAUAUGCUGUGAUUCCUCUCAAUGAAGAGUGUGGGAUUAUCGAGUGGGUCAGUAACACUGCUGGACUACGCCACAUCCUCACCAAACUAUACAAGGAGAGAGGGAUUUACCUGUCAGGCAAAGAGCUCAGGAAACUGAUUCUUCCCAAGACAGCUCCGUUUGAAGAGAAGCUGAGAAUCCACAAAGAGGUGCUGUGUGCCCGGCAUCUUCCAGUGUUUUAUGAGUGGUUUCUGCGCACCUUCCCAGACCCAACAUCAUGGUACAGUAGCCGCUCUGCCUACUGCCGCUCCACUGCUGUCAUGUCCAUGGUGGGAUACAUCCUUGGUCUGGGGGAUCGUCACGGUGAAAACAUCCUCUUUGACUCUUUCACUGGAGAAUGUGUACAUGUGGAUUUCAACUGCCUCUUCAACAAGGGGGAGACAUUUGACGUGCCAGAAGUGGUUCCUUUCCGUUUGACCCAAAACAUGGUUCAUGCGAUGGGACCAAUGGGGACCGAGGGGCUCUUCAGACAGGCCUGUGAGGUCACCCUGAGGCUAAUGCGGGACCAGAGAGAGCCACUCUUGAGUGUGUUGAAGACAUUCCUUCAUGACCCACUGGUUGAAUGGAGCAAAGCUAAAGGACUUUCCAAAACUCAAGCCAGUGAGACAGGAGAGAUUGUGAACGAAAAGGCCAAAACCCACGUGUGCGACAUAGAGCAGCGUCUGCAGGGAGUGAUAAAAAGCAGGAAUAAAGUCCUGGGUUUGCCUCUGUCCAUUGAAGGCCACGUGCACUACCUCAUUCAGGAAGCCACAGACGACAAACUGCUGUGUCAGAUGUACCUGGGCUGGGGACCAUAUCUCUGAGCGCACAUGUGGUGAGGAGAACAGGUGCUUUCCACUGACAUCCUGUUUACAAAUAUGGACUCAGAACUUGGCAACAGAAUUAUGUGUGAAAAUUUGAAGAAAAAGAAAUUGCACUUACGCCUGUUUGGCAAAAUGUUUGUAAUAAUUGUUUUCAUUUUAAAUGUUUUAACCUUCUGUUUUCUAGAAGCACAUGUUCACUUACAAUAAAUAUUCCACUUUAUUA